Messenger RNA from Nematostella vectensis (starlet sea anemone), 452 nucleotides. RefSeq lists its product as uncharacterized. The record is from RefSeq and is a predicted model, not a curated record. Lineage: Eukaryota; Metazoa; Cnidaria; Anthozoa; Actiniaria; Edwardsiidae. Bases 15 to 377 code for a protein of 120 amino acids. The transcript is spliced from 3 exons.
CACGACACAAUCGCAUGUUGAUUCCAUCGAGAGAAACACGGCCCAAAAUGGAGGGGAACCACGCUAAUUUUACUGCAGAAGCUAAAAAGAUCGCGGCGUGUGUUGGAUGUGUUGGCUCCACUUUUCUGUUCUGUGUAUUAUACACUACAAAUGGACUAGGUGGGGGUAUAUUUGCUGCGUUUCCAAGCACCCUUCUCCUAUUCUUCCAAAUCACAAGCGCUCUCCUUCUCGCCUUGGCAUUCGGCUUUUCAGUUUACAUGUUGUACGAGUGGGCGCUGGACGACGAAAGCUGGAGCUUUGAGGCAUGGAAGGAUCGCACGAAGGAAGCACGACGCUUAUACUUCACAAGGAAAUACGGCCACUUCGUUUCUACUUAAACUUAUUAGCUUAUAAUAACAACUAAGGUCCGUCGUCGAAAUUUUAUUGAAUAAAAUAUCAUAUUUUUGGAUAAA